AUGGACAGGAAAAGAAAACGCAACGGGAGAUUCAGCUCUACCAAAAGCAAGCAAAAAAGAGUUUCUUUAACGGAGUACGAAAAAAAAUCGAAAACACCGGGAAAAAGUGGUGAAAAAGAGAGGGAUUCGGCUGGUUGGAGAGAUGGGAGAAGAAUAGUAGAAAUAGGGUUUUUAGUAGACCAGUUGACAGAGGGUUGCAGUGAGUGCAAAACAAAAUUAAAUUUGACAAACAUCGUAGAUGAAACGCUUCAAGGUCUGGGGUCAGUUUUGUACAUACUGUGCGAGGAUUGUUGUCAAGUGAAUGCGAUCAAAACCGGCAAGACGCACAGAAGUCCAGGGAAAAAGAGAGUCGGACGUCCAAUAUGGGACAUCAAUACAAAGGCCGCAACAGGUUUGCAACACGUUUUUCUUAUCGUCGGUUUAUAGCAUUCCCCCCCCCCCCUCCCAUGUUUUCCCUCAGUAAGUGUUUGCAUGCAGGAAACCCUUUCAAGGUAAACAUGGUCGCGCGUUCCUGAUACCGUCGCACGCGCUAACUCUUUUUGCGGUCAUUUUGAAAGAAUAUUGUUUCGCUUUUCUCGUGUGCAAUAGGAUCCAUAAACGCUGGGUUUGGAGCCACGGGAAUGAAUGUUUUUCUAACGUCUCUCAACAUUCCACGGCUGUCAAAAAGCGCCUAUAAAAUCCGCGAGGAGGAGGCAAAACAGGGCAUCGAUAAAGUCGCCGCUGAAACAUGUGAAAGAGCUGUAAGGGAAGAAGUGGAGGCUAUUAUGGAUUCCGCAGACCAUACAGAGUAAGUAAAUAUAAAAGUACACGUAUUUUUUUCUAACAUUAACAUUAGGACAACAUGUUAGCAAGGUUCUGUUAUCAAAUGUAAAUUUCAUUUGAAGACAGCCCGCCAGCCAUAAUUUAAUAUAUAGAUUUAGCCAGGGCUAAAAGCGAAGCUCCUAUAUAUUAACUCGAAUUUAUAAUUUAAAUCAAACAAUAAACUUAUUUUCCACAAUUCAGUUAACUUUAGAGCACAUUCAUGUGACUUUUGAGGGAAAGGUUAAGUGAUUUUAGAGAAAAGUAAUUUGCAAACAGUCCAAGAUAAGAGUGAACUUAAUCUUACAUCGAGUUGAUAGCCUUAUAUGUACACCCAAAAAAUAGCAAUCAUCUUCGAUCACAUUUAAGAGCGCGGGCUCUUGAUCACAGUAGAUUAGGCCUGGAAAACAAAUUCUUGGAAAACAAAUCAGGCCGAAUUCGUUCGACCAGUUUACUUUACAAAAUCUUGCCAACAAGUCUGGGGACGUGUAACCCAACCUUUUAUACUUUUUAUACAUCACAUCUGAGGUGAAACAGUAACAAGAGGCGCUGUUUUUAUCAUACAGACCUCGAACAGAAUGCAGUAUUUCACAAGUUUGCAAUACAAAUUGCACUCACUCAAUAUUCAGGACGAUCGAAGCACGUGUGGGUUUUAGCGAAACCGUUAAAAAAAUUACCAAAAUCACCUAUACGGCUAGCCGGUUCUCACUUUUGACAAGUGCCAAAAUCGACUGUUUAAGAGUUAUACGCUGCAACAUAAUAAAGAAUUUAUUAGGUUUAUUUUUUAUUUAAUGGUUUUAUAACGAUGUGUAAUCGUCAAAAGCGUUUGAUAAGUGCGGCAUUUUGAGUACUCCAGCAUGCAAGAGAUGUUCAUGAGCGACGGAAAACAAACGGCACAGCGAUAAAAAUUGCAAAAGAGACUACUAACGAUCAAUAAAACGAAAAUAAUUCGGUGAAACAUAUACAGAGACAACAAUUUUCAUUCACAAAGACAAGUAUUAAAGUGUCUCUGAAAAUCCUUGUUUAUGUUUUUCAUUCGGUAAGCCGGCUGCCCGGUGUUUGCUUUUCCAAAGAUGAACUCGAGGCAAGAAAAUCGCUCAAAGCUUUCUUUUACAGCCACAAUUAUAACUAAAUAUUCUUUGGAACGUGUUCUUUCUAUUUGCGGUGAGAAAAUGUCUAAAGGCUUUUUAAAGUUCUAUAAGCUUAUAAUCAAACCUAAUACUCGGUCAGAUCAUUGUCUCAAAUCUUACAAUUAAAAACGUGCAUAAACUAAAUAGCCGCAUAAACUACGCUCGACUUCAUUAAAUUAGAUUUAAAAGACAAACGUCAAAUACAAUAAUUUCUCAGGCUUACCAUUCGAGAUGCACUGAAAACUAUCAAGUAAGGCCAGAAUCGCUUCAGACUUUUCAACCCUCUUACGCAUCAAGCAAGGUGAAACGAAAACGAUGCCAUCCGAAAUCGGAUUUCCGACUUUGACAAGCGACGUAUUUUUCAACCAAAACCCCAGUAAACAAACUAGCCAUGAAUAACAGAAGACUCUUGAUAGCAGCUGAAUUUCAUUUUGUACAUUCAGUGGAAAAAGACAGUUAAAAACAUCACAAGUUGACAGAAAACUCUGUCAACUUCAGCAAAGUAAACAAGUUUCAAGAUGCUGCAUAAAUUUUCCGCAUGAGCUCACCUGUCAAAUUUUGACCAAUCAGAGCAUAACAAUUGGACGUAGAGCGUGACCAACGCGUGACCUUGGUGAGAAAAGUCAAAAGCAACUGGCAUGUCUUCCCUGCCUGUAAAAACUGGCUGAAUUUUAGCUUCCGAGGUCAGUUUGAAAUCAAAAUUUUAAUUGUGCGGCACGUACAAAACACAACAUAUUUCAUAUGAAUUAAAAAAAAAUAAACUUGAGCCUGCGAUCAUUUGAAAACUAGUAACUUGUCAGCGGAUAACUUCAAAAAGAUAUUCGACCUCCAUGGGUCGACACCUGAGCCCACGAUACGGUCAGGUGAUACUGGUCAGCGGAUACUUUGUUUUGACAGCUGUCAAUUGAUCACAGCACUGAUGUGCAAUAUAUGUGUGCAAUAUCAGUCUUCCUGUGCUCCCAAACUGGCUAGAAAGUGUGAGGAUUAAACACUGGUUUCCCUGUGGUGCGGACGGACGGGCGGGCUGAGGGCGGUGUACGGUCACGUGAUUACCAAAUUUUCUGGGAUGGGUAGAUUUACUUACCCAUGGUGCUCCGCAGGCGCGCUUCGCGCGCCAGAGCUCCGCUAAAAAAGUCUGUCAAGUGAGGCCAUCGCCGGGGCGCACGAAAGCGAUGGCAUACUAAAAUACAAAACACUCAAAUAUCUUCGAAAAUUUCGUUUAGAAGAAACCUUUGGCAUACUGAGAACUUGUUUUCAAAAUAAGCUGAAUUAUUGGUCUUCUUCGAUACAGAAACGAAGCAAAAAUAAACACUAGUUUUGAUGCUGGAUGGCAAAAGCGUGGAUCUGGAAGAGCAUACAAUAGUUUAUCAGGUAAGUAAAAUCACGAUUAGAUGGUACACAGAUUCUGUUUAGUAAGGUUUGUUAUCAAAAUCAGGAAAAUAGUUGGAUAAAUACAAACGAAAACAAGCCAAAACAAUAUUAUCGGCUAUUUCACCGAUACCACCGUUUCCUCGGCGGUCCGCAUACCUCUUUGAUGCACUGAGAGUUGUGUUGAUCUGAUGGAAAGGGCAUAUCAAUCAAACGGCAAGAUAUAGCAAGGAAUACAUUUUCAAGUCUUUUUAACAUGCUGAUACCAUACAGAUUAGGUAUUAUGGAAGGCAUAUGUCUGGAACCUUGUAUUAGGUUGUAGGUAUAUGUUAUAUGUUAAUUAUUCAACACACCCACUGUCAUGCAUUAUUACUUCAAGUCUGUAUUAAUUUUAUGUUAGGCCAUUCUACACUGAUUGGUGCAAGGACAGGAAAAGUGCUGAGUUACACUGUUAGAUGUAAAAGUUGUCGAGUCUGUGAAAAUGCAAAGAGAAGGAAAAAACAACCACGGAAACACCAAUGUUCAAGAAACUGGUCUGGUGUGUACAGUUGUCUUGUCUUUAUAUUUAACUACAAUACUUACCAGCUUACAAGAAAAAGGUCUUCCAACUGUUUGUCUUUAUGGGCUUUUUAUCAUUGAAAUCCAGUGACAUUUGUUGCUUGGGGUGGCUUUAAUAAAGAUGUUUAAUUACCUAUCACUUGACUUUGAAGGCCCCACCUAAAUAUAGACUGCCUUAGCCACUAGGUCUUCCCCACUUAAUUUUACUGUUGUCAUUCUUACCAGGUCUACAGGAUACUGUUGGGCAUUUCAUGGAGCUGUUCUUGCAGUGGGUUAUGUAUAGCAGCUAUUGAAAUUAAAAUUCAUUAUUGACAGGACUACAGUAAACAUUAUUUCUGUUGUAGGUUCUUCGAAAUCAAUGGAGCCUUCCAUGGGGGUGGAGCUGACGAAAAAUAUGAGAGGAGAAGUCAAACUACCAGGCAAACAACAGGCGACGGAAUACCACAUUGAAAACAUUAUCAUGGAUGGAGAUACAACUACAAUAUCUCACAUCCAUGAUAAUGUGAGUAAACAAAUUGGCAUCUGGUCAGAUGUAGGGCACGCCAAGAAAGCCUUGUAUGGUCAUCUUGCAAGGCUAUCCGCAACCCACAAGCUGGUGACAAAAACAGUGAAUGAUUAUCUUGUUAAAUGCUUUGGUUACGUUCUAACCCAAAACAAAGGAGAUGCAGAAGGCAUACGCCAGGGCUGCAGGGUGAUUCCAAAGCAUGCUUUUGGUGACCACAGUUUGUGUCAGGAGUCAUGGUGUAAAUAUCUCCAGAAUCCAGAGACAUAUAAACAACAGUCGCUGCCUCAUGGCAAAGACCUAGAAGGGGAUGACCUUAAAUCAGAUCUAGAACAGGUUGAGUGAAACGUUUUAUCAAACAGUACUAUCCUUAUUUUCAAAAGAAACCCUGUUUUCAGAUAGCUACUUGCUUGACUAAAAGAUUUUCAAUAUACUGUGACAUAAUAAAUAUUUCAAUUUAUUAGCCCCUGUGUGCCAGCACUUUAAAGUAAAGUUUUGUUCUUUUGCAGUAGAAACUUGUACAUGGAGACUAAAUACAAUUCUGUUUUUGAAAGUUAACUAUUAAGUGUACAUGACAUAGACUCAGUAUACAAUGUAGUAUGAAAUUUCCUGUCAGAAUAAUAAUAUAUGAUAGCCUCAGCGUUGACUUUAUAUCAUUUACCUCUUGCAGAUUUUUGAGCUCUUUUCCGGUUAUGCAGACAAGCUUGCCCCACUUGGGUCAACCCAGAGCAAUGAGUCAUUUAAUAACUCAGUGUCAGUUCAUGCCCCUAAACGUCUGCACUUUUCUGGUUCUUCUAGUCUGGAAGGGAGGGUAGCAUUUGCCGUAGCAACCAAAAACAGUGGAAAAUCAACAGUAUGUAAGGUACAAUAUUCCAUUUAAACCAAACAUGUGAUUUACAGUACCCUUUAGCUGACUGCUAUUGUUGUGUCAUGUAAUAUCUCUUGUGCCCAUGAUAUUAAUUAUUAUUGUAAAAGCACCAAAGAGAUAUGCAGAUAAACUUGCACUUGUAAUUUCAACAUUGAACAAACAAUGCAAAUAACAUAACUAGGUCUAACUAACUCAUUAAAAGUAUUAUAAAGUGGGACAUUGGAAAAUUAACAAUGAAGUUAAACUAUGAAACAAAAACAGAUUAAAACCAUAAUAAUUAUUAUUGUGAUGAAAGGACAUACUCUACAUUAAAGAAUGGUAUGCUGAAUAAUUUAACAUGCAUUGAUUAUUAUGUGCAUUUAUAGAUCAAUGAAGCCAACAAUCUUUCCCCUGGAAAAUUCACUUUGUGUUUUAACAACAAUCGGGACAGAAAGUACAAAAAAAGAAAAAGAAGAGAGGCAAGCAUUUUACACAAGAGGAGAAGAAUAGAGAGAAAGAAGGGUCAAACUUCCGAUGUACAGCAGCAAGAAAUACUGGAGGGAUUAAGCUAUCAAAGUGGUAUCCAGUUCAGCUCUAACCAACCAGAAUUAACAGUAAUAACCACCCCUUUGCACCGACCAGCACCGAUUCCUAUAAGUACAGCGGACAUUACAAAAUCAGAAGUAGUUGUCUUUGACCUUGAAACAUCUAAUUUAGGUAACAGGUCCUCCAGCAUUUGAUCCUCUUAAUCAAAAAAAUGGUAUGCACGUGGAAUUCUCUUUAACUGGCCAAAAGACAACAGAAAGGAUACCCUAAAAUAAUACAUUAUAUUAAUGAAGGUUACUGUCUCCAAAAUACUACAAAUUACCAAAAGAAAAAGAACACUGGUGCUAUCUUGGAUCAAAGAAAUUCUGUUGUUGUUUGUGUAUACACAAGGUGUCUCUUUAGAGGAAAAAUAUAAUUUUGCAUUAUUUUCAUUUUUCAUAAGCCUUAUAAGAUUAUUUCAUUGAUGGAAAUCCUAUAUACUGUGGUCAUGUCAAAUAAGGCUACAUCGUUAGAUACAGAGCCACCCAGAAAAUAUUAUCAUUCAAUAGUUCUUCAGAUGACAUUUAAUUCAGUUAUUUUUUGUAGGUCUGAAAAAUGCUGAGAUUUGUCAACUGUCUGCAGUGCAAUUUUCAGGAGAUGAAAGAAGUUUCGACCGAUACGCAUUACCACUGUAUGGAAUAUCGCCACAAGCUUCACAAGCAAACAAAUUAACUGUUGUAGCUGGACAGCUUCUGUACAAGUCAACGCCUGUGCAAACCUUAAACAUAACAGAAUGCUUGAAGGAAUUUAUUGAUUUCCUUAAGGCGUCAAAGAGCAGAGUGGUAUUAGCAGCCCACAAUGGAAGAGUGUUUGACUCUAGAAUUUUAGUAAAGGCAUUGUUUAAAGAGAAUUUGUUGGAUUCGUUUCAGUCAGUUGUAAUGGGAUUUGUUGACACACUACCAUUAUUCAAGAAGUUAUUGCCAGGCAGGCAGUCUUACAAACAGGAGAGUCUGGUGAAGGACUGCUUGAACAAAAGUUAUGACUUCCAUAACAGCCUUGAGGAUGUGAAAUCUCUUAGGGAUCUACUUCUUUAUCACAAUCCUUCAUGUUCCUCUCUUUCAGUGCACAGCUUUACAGUGGGCUUUGUCAGUCAAUCUCUUGAGCAUUAUGAAAGGGAAACUGUUAAUUUACCAUCUUUUAAAUCCCUGGUUGCAGAUAAGAUUUUGACAAAUGCAAUGGCCAAACGAAUUGCAGGUUCAGGUUUGAAUCUCCAUCAAAUACGACUUAUUCAUGCAAGGGGAGGAUAUGAUGGUCUUCACAGUGUUCUUAGUUCAAAGAGCAGCAAUGGAAGAUCCGUGGUAACAGCUUCCAAGAAAGUCUUGCGAACUCUGUUCAACUACCUGGAAAAGAAAUAA
This is a messenger RNA of Porites evermanni, 7143 nucleotides long. Lineage: Eukaryota; Metazoa; Cnidaria; Anthozoa; Scleractinia; Poritidae. The record is from the annotation of a GenBank genome assembly.